This is a messenger RNA of Diospyros lotus (date-plum), 4029 nucleotides long. Its product is annotated as importin subunit beta-1. Gene Ontology annotation, biological process: protein import into nucleus. Gene Ontology annotation, cellular component: nucleus; cytoplasm. Gene Ontology annotation, molecular function: nuclear import signal receptor activity; small GTPase binding. Lineage: Eukaryota; Viridiplantae; Streptophyta; Magnoliopsida; Ericales; Ebenaceae. The transcript has 3 exons. Bases 181 to 2796 code for a protein of 871 amino acids. The record is from RefSeq and is a predicted model, not a curated record.
CAAUUCAAGUCAAGCUUUUUACAUUUUGCUCUCUCUCUCUCUCUCUCUCUCUCUCUCUCUCUCUCAUCUGUCUGUCUCUCUCUCCCCUAGGGUUUGAAAUUUGAAAGCGCCGCUCUUCCGGAUCGGAGAGUGUACUUUCGCUGUCCUACACUCCUCGGCAAUCAGAGUCUCAGAUUCACCAUGGCAAUGGAAGUCACCCAGGUUCUUUUGAAUGCACAAUCAGUGGAUGGAAUUGUACGGAAACAUGCAGAAGACACUCUGAAACAGUUUCAGGACCAAAAUCUUCCUGGUUUCUUGUUCUCUCUCUCAGCAGAGCUUGCAAGCAAUGAUAAGCCCGUAGAUAGUCGUAAAUUAGCUGGUUUGAUCCUUAAGAAUGCCCUAGAUGCCAAGGAACAACACAGAAAGUUUGAGCUUGUUCAAAGAUGGUUAUCAUUAGAUGUCACUGUGAAGAGCCAGAUCAAGACAGGUUUGCUGCAAACCCUUUCUUCUCCUGUUCCUGAUGCUCAAUCAACUGCAUCACAAGUCAUUGCAAAGGUAGCAGGCAUUGAGCUGCCACAGAAACAGUGGCCUGAGCUAAUAGGAUCACUCUUAUCAAACAUUCACCAGCUCCCAGCUCAUGUAAAGCAAGCCACUCUCGAAACUCUGGGUUACUUGUGUGAAGAAAUUUCUCCAGACGUUGUGGAUCAAGAUAAUGUGAAUAAGAUACUCACAGCUGUGGUUCAAGGUAUGAAUGCAUCAGAAAGCAAUAAUGAUGUUAGGCUUGCUGCUACCAGAGCACUGUACAAUGCUCUUGGCUUUGCCCAGGCAAAUUUUGGCAAUGACAUGGAGCGUGAUUAUAUCAUGAGAGUUGUUUGUGAAGCCACACUUUGCCCAGAAGUGAAGAUUCGGCAGGCAGCUUUUGAGUGUUUGGUCUCUAUUUCCUCAAUGUAUUAUGAGAAAUUAGCUCCAUACAUACAAGAUAUUUUUAACAUUACUGCAAAGGCUGUGCGGGAAGACCAGGAGCCUGUGGCUCUUCAAGCUUUGGAAUUCUGGAGUUCAAUCUGUGACGAAGAGAUUGAUAUCUUAGAAGAAUAUGGGGGUGAUUUUACAGGCGAUUCUGAUAUUCCCUGCUUUUAUUUUAUCAAGCAAGCUUUGCCUGCUCUUGUCCCCAUACUGUUAGAAACACUACUCAAGCAAGAGGAGGAUCAAGAUCAGGAUGAGGGGGCUUGGAAUCUUGCCAUGGCUGGUGGCACUUGCCUAGGUUUGGUUGCACGAACUGUAGGAGAUGAUAUUGUCCCCCUUGUAAUGCCAUUCAUUGAAGAGAACAUCACAAAACCUGAUUGGAGGCAAAGGGAGGCAGCUACAUAUGCAUUUGGUUCCAUCUUGGAAGGUCCCUCACCUGAUAAGUUAAUGCCUAUUGUUAAUGUUGCUCUAAAUUUCAUGCUUGCUGCCUUGACAAGGGACCCAAAUAGCCAUGUGAAGGACACAACAGCUUGGACCUUGGGAAGAAUAUUUGAAUUCCUACAUGGGUCAGCUAUGGAGACACCCAUAAUUACUCAAGAAAAUUGUCAACAGAUCGUCACUGUUCUGCUGCAGAGCAUGAAGGAUGUUCCCAAUGUAGCUGAGAAGGCCUGUGGUGCUCUUUACUUCCUUGCUCAAGGAUAUGAAGAUGUGGGUUCAUCCUCUCCGCUGACUCCUUAUUUCCAGGAAAUUGUUCGGUCUCUUCUCACAGUUACUCACAGGGAAGAUGCUGGGGAAUCACGAUUGAGAACUGCUGCGUAUGAGACAUUAAAUGAAGUGGUGAGGUGUUCAACAGAUGAAACGGCUCCAAUGGUGUUGCAAUUAGUUCCUGUCAUCAUGAUGGAGCUUCACCAGACGUUGGAAGCACAAAAGCUCUCAUCUGAUGAGAGGGAGAAGCAGAAUGAACUUCAAGGCCUUCUUUGUGGGUGCUUACAGGUUAUUAUUCAGAAGCUAGGGUCAUCAGAGCCAACUAAGUAUGUCUUCAUGCAGUAUGCCGAUCAGAUCAUGAAUCUCUUCCUCAGGGUUUUUGCUUGUAGAAAUGCCACUGUGCAUGAAGAGGCAAUGCUGGCCAUUGGGGCCCUUGCCUAUGCAUCCGGUCCUGACUUUGCAAAGUACAUGCCAGAAUUUUAUAAAUAUCUGGAAAUGGGUCUUCAGAAUUUUGAGGAGUAUCAAGUCUGUUCUGUCACUGUUGGUGUGGUGGGUGAUAUAUGCAGGGCAUUGGAGGAUAAGAUCUUGCCUUACUGUGACGGGAUUAUGACUCAGCUUCUAAAAGACUUAUCAAGCAACCAGUUGCAUCGAUCUGUAAAGCCUCCCAUCUUUUCAUGCUUUGGCGACAUAGCACUGGCUAUAGGAGAGAACUUCGAGAAGUAUUUGAUGUACUCUAUGCCUAUGCUUCAGAGUGCAGCAGAGUUGUCUGCCCACACAUCAGGUGCUGAUGAUGAAAUGAUAGAGUAUACAAAUCUUCUGCGAAAUGGGAUACUGGAGGCAUACUCUGGGAUACUUCAAGGGUUUAAAAAUUCGCCCAAAACUCAAUUGUUGAUUCCUUAUGCACCUCAUAUCCUUCAGUUCCUUGAUAGCAUUUAUAUGGAGAAAGACAUGGAUGAUGUGGUGAUGAAAACUGCCAUUGGGGUCCUUGGAGAUCUAGCAGAUACACUAGGAAGUAAUGCUGGUUCUUUGAUUCAGCAAUCUUUGUCAUGCAAAGAUUUCUUAAACGAAUGCUUGUCCUCAGAGGACCAUUUGAUUAAGGAAUCUGCAGAAUGGGCCAAGUUGGCCAUUGGCCGUGCAAUUUCUGUUUGAGACUACAGCCACAUGGUAUAUUUUUGCAUUUAGGAGUCCCUGCAUGCAUAUGGGUGUGUCGAGUUGGGGUCCGGGAUUUGCAUUCACUGCAUCGGGUCAUCACAAUUCUCAGACAACAAUAUUAACUGGUCUUCAAGUUGUCACUAACUCUUGCAUCAGUACCAUGGGAUCGGGCUUUCCCUUGGUGACAGUGGAAGUGUACAUUCAUAGCUCCUCAGAAAUGGAUAAAGUCCAUCAAGAAGUAAUUAUAUCUCUGAGGAUUGGGUUGGGAACUGGAUAUACGAAGACGUGCUGAAAAGAGUUUAGGCUGCCUGGUUACUGAUUCGUCAUUGACCCUCGAUAUGGUUGGAAUGCCAGAGAAAUACCCAAUACAGCCUUGAAGGAAGCCAUCUUCUCCAAGUGAUUGACCUUCCUAUGGCGACUGAAUAGCCAACUGCAAAGGGCUGUUCAGGGUGUCCCGGCACUUCAAAUUUCCUUACUUCCAUUUUCACCUUCUUCAGGUUAUCGCUCUCUUAUUUCUUAAGCCUCUUUUACUUAUUUCCUUUCUUUCUUUCUUUUUUUGGCCGGGGGGGGGGGGGGGGGGGGGGGGGGGGGGUUGCGCUAAUCUGUGUCUUGCAUUGUUUCAUGUCAUUGGUUUCUUGUCGGUCACAGUCAGGUUGCAUAUCUUUUUGGUCUUCACUUGUUUUUAUACUCAUGGUGUUACACUUUUUGGGGGCACUGCAUCUUGCAUUCUUUACAUUUAUUUUCUGCUUCAGGAAUUAGCUUAGCGUUAGGUAAUGAAGUCAGAUGUUCUAUUCCAUACUCUGCAUCCAUGAAAGCAUGUGUUCUGCCUUUGUUCUUGCUUUCCAAUAUAGGUUUUCUUUCCUUCUCUCUCCCGGGUCUUUUUGCCCUUGAUGGAUUGGAUUGUAUAAUCUCAAGUUUGAACUCUCCUAGGGUGCUAAAUUGAAAUGUCACAUAUUGUAAUGACAUUUAUUGUGGGGGGGGGGGGGGGAGGGGUUGGUUUGUUGGAGAACAAAAAUUGAUUGGAAAGUGUUGCUUGUAAGAGGCAAUGUAUUUGUUGUCCUGCCUCGUAAUUUAUUUGAGUUUCCCGUUGAGAAGAUUAUAAUUAUGUGGGUUAUAUAUGAAAUGGUUAAUUUAUUGUAUCAAUAUUUCACUAUUGUUUGUGUGUAAGAUUUGUAUAAAGCCCAUGUUGAUGGAUGAUGAAGAAUCCAAUGAUGCAUUAAUUCUGGUAAA